CUGUUCAUAUUAAAGAAUCAUGUUUAAUAGCCGUGAAGAACGUAUUAAAUCGAAUAAUAAGGAAUUUGAAGCAUUUAUUUCUUUGAUCCCACAAAAAUAUUAUUAUAAUGAAACACUAAAGAAUUCAUUAAAAGGGCGUAAAAAAACAAAAGAAGAAUCAAGAUAUCUUAAAAAAUUAAAGCUUGAUCCAGAUUCAUAUAAAAAUAUAGAUAAUAUGAAUAAAGAAUUAAAUAAUGAAAAAAAACAGCCAUUGAACAUGAUUAAUUGCAUUGGAAAUGAAAAGGGUGAAUUCUCAAAUAUAUUGGAAGAAAAAAAAUCAAAAAAAAAAGAAAAAAAAGUAAAUGAAAACAAAGUACUUGAAGUAAAUUCAAAAGUCUCAAAAAAAGAUGAAAACGAAGUAAAUAAGAAGGGUUUGGAAGAUAAGGUGGAGACCGUUAUUAUGGAAAAUGGAAAAAACGAGAAUAAAAAAGAAGAAACAUGUAAAAAAGAAAUAUCUGAAAAAUCAAAAGAAAAAUCUCCAGAUAUUUUUGAUCUUCGUUUGAAAUUAGCAUCACGCAUUGAACAACUACGUGCAAAUAGGAAGAUAUCCAAGAAUGGGAUUGAUAGUUCUGCGAAAAAUAGGGAUUCUAUUCUUGAAACAAGGAAAAAAAAAAAAAAUCAUGAUCAAAAAAUGAUAUCAACAAAAAUAAAGCAAAAAAAAGCAUUAGAUGAUGCGAACGAACAUAGAAAUUUUUCCGGUGAAUCCUUGGAAAAUAAUAAUAUAUCAAAUAAAUCAGAAGAAACUGACCUUAUGUAUGGAAAAAUAACCUUUGAAUCUGAUAUAGAAGACAAACAUGAAUUAAGUAGAAAAAAACAUAAUUCUAUGGAUUUGGUAGGCGCUAUUCGUCAUCUUGAGGCAAAAAAACAACGGCUAAGUCGAUUGAGCGAUGAAAAGAAAAAAGAAAUUAUGGUCUCUGAUGCAUGGAAAGAAGCAUUUUUAAGAAGCCAAGGAGAAAAGGUCAAAGACAAUGAAGCGUUAUUGAAAAAAUCAUUAAAAUGGCAAAAAAGAAAAAAAAGAAAGAGCGCCAAAGCAUGGAAUGAAAGACAUAUGCAACUUUUAAAAACAAAACAAUUAAGACAAAAAAAAAGAGAAGAGAACAUAGAACUUCAUAGAACAUUACAAAAAAAGAAGCAAUCUGGAAAAAUGCAGCGAAGACCUGGCUUUGAAGGGUCCUUAUGUAUUAAGGGAAAAAAAUAAUGAAAAACACAAGAAAAAUAUUAUUAAAAACAAUAUAGCAAUAUUAUC
Messenger RNA from Pneumocystis murina B123, 1285 nucleotides. RefSeq lists its product as hypothetical. Gene Ontology annotation, cellular component: nucleolus. NCBI's taxonomy places the organism in Eukaryota, Fungi, Ascomycota, Pneumocystomycetes, Pneumocystales, Pneumocystaceae. Gene Ontology annotation, biological process: ribosomal small subunit biogenesis; ribosomal large subunit biogenesis. The transcript has 5 exons. The record is from RefSeq and is a predicted model, not a curated record. Bases 20 to 1237 code for a protein of 405 amino acids. Gene Ontology annotation, molecular function: DNA binding; RNA binding.